This is a messenger RNA of Coregonus clupeaformis (lake whitefish), 1329 nucleotides long. RefSeq names its product BTB/POZ domain-containing protein KCTD5. Gene Ontology annotation, biological process: protein homooligomerization; proteasome-mediated ubiquitin-dependent protein catabolic process. NCBI's taxonomy places the organism in Eukaryota, Metazoa, Chordata, Actinopteri, Salmoniformes, Salmonidae. Gene Ontology annotation, molecular function: cullin family protein binding. Gene Ontology annotation, cellular component: Cul3-RING ubiquitin ligase complex; cytoplasm. The record is from RefSeq and is a predicted model, not a curated record. The coding region runs from base 147 to 989 and encodes 280 amino acids. The transcript is spliced from 6 exons.
UGGGCGGAGCUCGAGUCAACGAGGUACACGGUUGUCGUAGAGAGGGGAAAAGUGUUGUUGAGAAAGAGAGGAAGCUCAACCGUGGUGGGCUACGCACGCACGCUAUUGCUUGUUGACGUUGUUUGCAUCCAUUGCUUAUUUUCCUAAUGGCAACGGAGGAUAAAAGGAAAUCGGUGCCGCAGGCUGUAUCAGAAGUCGGCUCGUUAUCAACACCUCAGGGCUACAAUAACAAUAAUAACAACAACAAUAACAAUAAAGACAGCGAGGUAAGCGAGAAUAAGACCACAGCAACCUCGAGCGGUACCGAAUCAAGUGGGACGGAAACGCACAGCAUCGGGAACGGUUGUGGAGUCAAUCCAACAGUGGGAAAUAACGGGAAAUGGGUCCGUUUGAACGUCGGCGGUACGGUAUUCCUCACAACGCGGCAUACCCUACUUAAAGAACAGACUUCCUUUCUCUAUCGGCUCUGUCAACAACAGGACUUGCAUUCGGACACGGACGAGACAGGGGCCUAUGUGAUAGACAGAGACCCCACCUACUUUGGCCCCAUCCUCAACUACCUGCGACAUGGCAAACUAGUCUACAACAAGGAGUUGGCUGAAGAAGGUACUGGAUUAGGUGUGUUGGAGGAGGCUGAGUUCUACAACAUCACUCCUCUGAUCAAACUGAUCAAGGAGAGGAUCCUGGAGCGGGACUGUAAAGUCACACAGCAGGUGCCUCCUAAACAUGUGUACCGGGUGUUGCAGUGCCAGGAGGAGGAGCUGACUCAAAUGGUUUCCACCAUGUCGGACGGCUGGAAGUUUGAGCAGGUCAGCGUACGCGCCUGCAGAAAGCCCCGCACUGGACUGCUCUGGACUAUGGUGAACAUUGGUUCGUCGUACAGCUAUGGGACAGAGGACCAGGCAGAGUUUCUGUGUGUGGUGUCCAAGGAGCUACACACACCUGGCUCAGGCCUGGGCACCGAACAGAGCCACAAGACCAAGGUCUGAAGUAGCAGGAUACGGAUCUGUCACUGUGUGACAUUUCUCCUUAUCCAAGAUGAUCUCAGCAGCCUUUGAUCUUAGUCUCGGCAUUCUCCACUCAAACCCUCCAAAUGUCACACACAUCUCCCAAAUGUCAUUCAAAAGCACAUUCACUCCAUCAUCCAUCUGUUCUCGCUCUCUCUUUGUGAUACUCAUCAAUCUGUUCAUUAUUUUUUUGUCGUUUUUUAUUCUCCGCCCUUUUAAUCGAGGGAAGGCUUCAGAGGUGCAGGAUGAGGAGGAGGGAGGAGAGAGAAAUACCACCCCGAAUGAGUGCAAAGGGGAAUGACAGUCUUGUGUCAGUGUUCCA